Messenger RNA from Camelina sativa (false flax), 1475 nucleotides. RefSeq lists its product as uncharacterized. Gene Ontology annotation, molecular function: protein binding. NCBI's taxonomy places the organism in Eukaryota, Viridiplantae, Streptophyta, Magnoliopsida, Brassicales, Brassicaceae. The record is from RefSeq and is a predicted model, not a curated record.
CAACACAAGACAACAACAUGAACUCUUGUUCCUUCACUCUCUUCACCUUUGCCGCGGUUAUCUUUCUCCAGUGCUUAAGUUCCAUAGAAGCUGCAAGGUGUCAUCCUGAUGAUGAGGCGGGGCUUUUAGCUUUCAAAGCAGGUAUAACUCAAGAUCCUUCGGGCAUUCUCAUCAGCUCCUGGAAGAAAGGUACUUUUUGCUGUGCCUGGCACGGUAUUGCAUGCGGCGAGAGUGGGCGCGUCGUCACACUCGAUAUCGCUGGAGAGGCCGUUUAUGACAAAAAAUACCUCCCUAGUACUAUCUCGCCGUCCCUUGCCAAAGUGCAGCACCUCGAGUCGAUUUACAUCUUUCAACGUAAGCUCACUGGUUCUUUUCCUCAGUUCCUCUUCAAAUUACCAAAUCUACGUGUAGUGUAUUUGAUAUAUACCGGUCUCUCUGGUCCCCUCCCUGCCAACAUCGGUGCCCUAAGCCAGUUGGUAGCGUUGAAUCUUGUGGGAAACCACUUCACCGGUCCGAUCCCUAGUUCGAUAUCCAAUAUGACUCGGUUAACUGAGCUAAAACUUGGUGGCAACCGCCUCUCUGGAACCAUACCAAGUAUUUUCAAAUCCAUGAAGAGCCUCGAAACUCUUGAUCUCUCCCGCAACAGAUUGUCCGGGAAACUUCCUACGUACCUUGCAACGACUCUCAAAGACCUCAUACUAAGCGAGAACAAUCUAUCAGGGAUGAUCCCGAACGAUUUAUCGAAGUUGAAGGCUCUCAACAAUUUGGAUCUCUCCAAAAAUCGGUUCUCUGGGGUCGUGCCGAUGAGUUUUGCCAAGCUGACGGAACUUACCAGUCUCCAUCUCUCCCACAAUCUUUUAACCGAUCCGUUCCCUGCCUUAAAUAACACUAUAGGUGGCAUCGCAUCUCUGGAUCUAUCAUACAACAAAUUUCACCUAAAAAAAAUUCCCGAAUGGGUGAUCUCGUCGACGUUCAAGAGCGCGCUGAAGCUGGCAAAAUGUGGGAUCAAGAUGAGCUUUGACGACUUGAAGCCGGUGCAACUCAACGACUAUGGUUACAUUGACCUAUCGGACAACGAUAUCUCAGGAAGCCCCGCAUCAUUCUUGAACCAGACGGAUGACCUUUUACUAGAGUUCCGGGCAUCGGGGAAUAAACUCCGAUUCGACAUGGGGAAGUUGGAGUUUAAUAAGGCGCUGAAAGUCUUGGUUCUGUCAAGAAACUUGAUAUUUGGGGAGGUGCCCAAGACGGUGGUUGGACUAAAGAAACUAAACUUGAGUCAGAACCAUCUUUUCGGAAAGCUUCCUGCGACAAAGUUUCCCGCAAGCGCGUUUGUUGGCAACGACUGUCUUUGUGGCUCUCCACUUCCUCCUUGUAAAGCUGGGACAGUAGACUAGUCUACUACAAUUUUGUAUUCUGAUUUGUAUUUAAUUAAACUAUCACUAAAACUAAAGUAUGUUUAACAUACGAAAGCCCAA